AUGAUCCACGACACCUCUGCCGACUAUGAGAAGGUGACCACGCCAAACCUUGAGCCACGUCGUAGCACUAUUAUUAGUGACACCAACCAGAAGCAAGAUAUCGCUAUUGAAGAUGAAGAGGAAGACUCUUACUCCAAGAAACCUCUUCAGGAGAAGAUCAUCUGGGGUAUCAUCUACGGCACCGCGUCGCUGGCCGCACUGUACUUCUUCAUGGUGGCUGUCAAGCUUAUCGGAGAUGGUUUCACACUAGCACUCGGAUGUGACACCAAGGGUGCCUUCGACUUCGCUGACAACCCCGUGGCUGGUUUGAUGAUCGGUACCAUUGCCACCGCUCUGCUCCACAGUUCGGGUACGGUGACGUCUAUCGUCGUGGCUCUUGUGGGCUCUGGUGGUAUGACGAUUCGUCAGGGUGUGUAUGUCAUCAUGGGUGCCAACAUCGGUACGUGCAUCACGUGCAUCAUGGUGGCGUUCGGCCAGGUCGGAGACCGUGCUCGUUUCCAGCGUGCCAUGGCUGCCGCAACGGUCCACGACAUGUACAACCUGUGGUCAGUGUUCGUCCUGUUCCCCCUGGAAGUGCUCUUCCAUCCGCUUGAGGAGCUGUCGAUAGCCAUGUCCAAUGCUCAGACUGACAGUGGUGCGUUCUCAAGCCCUGUCGACACAAUCGUGAAGCCGCUCGCGAAGGAGCUUCUGGUCGUGGACAAGGACUCCAUCUACGAUGUCGCUACUGGUGAUUUAGUGUGCGAACCCGGUCAGACAUUCGUCACCGGAGGCGCGUUCGAGGGUUCCAGUUUGAGUGACGGAAGCAUCGGUGCCAUUGUGGUCGUGAUCGGCUUCUGUAUCCUAGUCUGCUCUCUGCUGACGUUGGUGAAGAUGCUAGCCAAGGUUUUCAUGGGCCCCACCAAGCGUCUCAUUUCCAAGCUGCUGAACUACAACGGCUACAUCAACAUCCUGGUCGGAACGAUGAUCACAUUCGUUGUUCACUCGUCGACAGUCGUCACGUCCACCCUUACUCCGUUGGCAGGUCUGGGUGUUGUCUCACUGGAGCAGGUGUACCCCUUGGUGAUCGGAGCCAACCUCGGAACGACGGGCACAGCGCUACUUGCAGCAUUGGUGACGGGUAAGUCCGACUCGGUGGCUAUUGCCCUCGUGCACUUCUGGUUCAACGUGUUCGGUAUCCUUCUCUUCUACCCGAUCCCGAUUACCCGUAAGCCCAUUUUGGGCUGGGCACGUUCUCUGGCUUUCUCCAGUGCUGCGUGGCCGAUGACUGCUAUAAUCUUCCUCAUGAUCCUCUUCCUGGUUGCACCUGGUAUCCUGCUUGGACUGGUGUACAUGUGUACCGCCGACAGCACCGCGGUGGAGGUGAUUGGAUACAUCGUGGGUGCCAUCGUGGUGGUGGCGCUGGUGUGGACUAUUUUCUGGUACCAGAAGAAGGGCGGUCGAACGGUGUGGCACGCGUUUUUGGAGAAGAAACGUAUGGAGCGUGAAGCCCAGGAGGCUCGCGAUUCUGCCAGGUCGCACACCCAGUCGAACCUUCCUCACCAUGCGGUCUAA
Phytophthora infestans T30-4 is the source of this 1551-nucleotide messenger RNA. RefSeq names its product sodium-dependent phosphate transporter, putative. The record is from RefSeq and is a predicted model, not a curated record. Gene Ontology annotation, molecular function: sodium:phosphate symporter activity. The transcript has a single exon. Gene Ontology annotation, biological process: sodium-dependent phosphate transport. Gene Ontology annotation, cellular component: membrane. The coding region runs from base 1 to 1551 and encodes 516 amino acids. NCBI's taxonomy places the organism in Eukaryota, Oomycota, Peronosporomycetes, Peronosporales, Peronosporaceae.